Homarus americanus (American lobster) is the source of this 780-nucleotide messenger RNA. RefSeq names its product zinc finger MYM-type protein 5-like. The transcript has a single exon. NCBI's taxonomy places the organism in Eukaryota, Metazoa, Arthropoda, Malacostraca, Decapoda, Nephropidae. The annotation marks the transcript as partial. The record is from RefSeq and is a predicted model, not a curated record.
GGAUUCAAGUUCAACUUCAAGCGAUUCGUCAACUUCAACUCCUUCAAGUGAUGAAGAACAUGAAGAAGAAAAUAUUCCGGGACCAGCUGUGGACAGAGUGGACAUAAAAGAUGUUGGCCUAUGGCCAAGCAAGAUUAGCAAUGACACACGGAUCUUUCUGGUACGUCAAGGUGCGACUGUGGUUCAAAAUCUAGAUUCUGAUUUUGGUGAAGUAAUUCGUGAAGGUGUGUCAACCAAAGGACAAACUAGAAAACUAACACGCGAGUGGUUUUUUCAAACUCUGCCAAAUGGUGAAAGAAUGUUGAGAUCAUGGAUGGUGUACUCCCCUUCCAAGGAAGCUCUUUACUGCUUUUGUUGCAAACUGUUUUCAGACAGAAGUAACUCAAAAUUUAAUUCUGAGGAUGGAUUCAACAUAUGGUGGAAACUGAAUCCUAGAAUAUCCGAGCACGAAUCCAGUGCAGCUCACGUUCGGAAUUUCACACAAUGGAAGGAGUUGGAAAUUAGGAUUGCUCGUGGAGCAACAAUUGAUAAAAAAGAACAAGAAGUUGUUGAAAGCCAAGUGAAAAAGUGGAAGGAAAUCCUUUCAAGAUUGUUUGAUAUUAUUAGAUUCCUAGCUAAACAGAAUUUGGCUUUACGAGGCCACCGAGAAGGAAUGAAUUAUGAGAGAAACGAGACUAAAGCAACGGAAAAUAGAGGAAAUUUUUUAGAGCUAGUUGAUUUGUUGGCGAAAUAUGAUCCAGUGCUACGUGAACAUCAUCUAAGAAUCCAGCUAGGAAACAA